CGCACUUUACUUUCCACAGCAGUCCCGCAGCUCGAUUAACCGAAGGCUCAGGCAGAAAGGCGAGCUUGGUAAGUUCUGCACAAGACGGGGCAUGAUGGUGCGGGCCAAGCUGAGGGUGUAGCCACAUCUGGCAGAGACCGCUGAACUAAGCAGGCGCCUCAGUACACCAGACCAUCUACUGCAGCUGGGAAGAUGGGAGAGACAGAGGAGGAGAGGGACAAUGUAGGGAAGCUGUUUGAGAACUUCAUCCAGGCCUCGACCUGCAAAGGAGCCCUUCAGGCCUUUAACGUCCUCUGCAGAUGCCAGAACCUCGACCCCGCAGAGCACAGCACCUUCUACAACAGUCUGAAGGCGAAGGUUACUUCCUGGAAAGCAAAAGCGCUUUGGAGUAAGCUCGACAAGAGGAUGUCCCAUAAGGAGUACAGAAAAGGCCAAGCCUGUGCAGGCACUAAGUGCCUCAUCAUUGGAGGAGGUCCCUGUGGCCUGCGGACUGCCAUUGAACUUGCCCUACUGGGUGCUAAAGUGGUGGUGAUUGAAAAGAGGGACUCUUUUUCCAGGAACAACGUGCUCCAUCUUUGGCCCUAUACCAUUCAUGACCUGCGGGGACUCGGGGCCAAAAAAUUCUACGGAAAAUUCUGUGCCGGAGCCAUCGACCACAUCAGCAUUCAGCAGCUGCAGUUGAUCCUGCUGAAGGUUGCCCUGAUUGUUGCCGUGGAGUUUCACAUCAAUGUGGAGUUUGUCAACCUGUUGGAACCUCAGGAAAAUGAAGGGGUUGGGUGGAGGGCUGCAAUCCAACCUGCUGAUCACCCCGUGGCUAACUUUGAGUUUGAUGUGGUGGUGGGGGCUGACGGACGCAGAAAUACCCUGGAAGGUUUCAAAAGGAAGGAGUUCAGGGGUAAACUGGCAAUCGCCAUCACAGCCAACUUCAUCAACAGGAACACCACCGCAGAGGCCAAAGUAGAGGAGAUCAGUGGAGUGGCUUUCAUCUUCAACCAGAAGUUCUUUCUUGACCUCAAAGAAGAGACAGGUAUUGAUCUGGAGAACAUUGUGUACUACAAGGACAACACACAUUACUUUGUCAUGACUGCCAAGAAACAAAGCCUGCUGGACAAGGGAGUCGUCAUCAACGAUUACUCAGACACAGAGAUGCUGCUGAGCGGUGAAAACGUCAACCAGGAAGCUCUUUUGUGCUACGCCCGAGAGGCUGCUGACUUUGGCACAAACUACCAACUUCCCACACUGGACUUUGCCAUGAACCAUUGCGGGCAGCCAGAUGUAGCAAUGUUUGACUUCACUAACAUGUACGCCUCUGAGAACGCUGCUCUGGUCAGGGAGAGAUUUGGACACCAGUUGCUGGUAGCACUGGUUGGCGACAGUCUGCUUGAGCCCUUCUGGCCAAUGGGAACAGGCUGCGCCAGAGGCUUCCUGGCUGCCUUCGACACUGCCUGGAUGGUAAAGAGCUGGGCGCAGGGUCAGCCGGUCCUCGAAGUGCUGGCAGAGAGGGAGAGCAUUUACCGACUACUACCACAGACAACCCCUGAAAACAUUGCCAAAAACUUUGAGCAGUACACCCUAGACCCAGCAACUCGAUACCCCAACCUCAACUCUACCUGCGUCAGGCCUCACCAGGUGCGUCAUUUGUACAUUAGCGGACAGCUUAACCCCUGCUCUCUCGAGCGUGCCGCUACCAUACGACGGCCUGUCAAUCUCUCCAGACGAGAUUCAGAGGUCAGACCAGCGAGGCUUCUCACUUGGUGCCAGAAGCAGAUGGAGGGCUACAGGAAUGUGAUAAUCACAGACCUGACGUCUUCUUGGAAAAAUGGUAUCGCCCUCUGUGCCCUCAUCCACAGAUUCAAGCCUCAGCUGAUAGAUUUUGACUCAUUAAAUGAGGAGGACCACGUUGCAAACCUCCAGCUGGCCUUUGACAUCAGUGAGCGGGAAUUUGGGAUUCGUCCAUUCACAUCUGCGAAGGAGCUGAGUGAAGAGGAGGAGCUGGAUAAAACCAAGAUGAUCAACUACCUGUCCAAGUUCUACGAGCUCUUCCGCGGAACGCCUCUACCUGCAUCAGGUUCCAGAGGAGUGGAUGAAAACAAUGAAGAUUAUCCGUCGAAGGAAGUCAAAAGUAAUAAUAAUGUGCUCAAUCUUGCACUGACCAGGAAACGGGUGCCAAAGGAAGAGAAGAAGCUAGACGGUACAGACCCCAUUUACAAAAGAAGGCGGAAGUUCUGCUAUUUGGAGGAGGCCACUAACUUGGCCAGUAAUGGCUCCACAGUACGAGACAGGCCGGAUCCAAAGGAAAAUAAAGUGCGCUCUAUGGCUACGCAGUUGUUGGCCAAGUUUGAAAAUAAACCGAACUACACCAUCCGCAAAACACAGGGCGACUCAGUACGAAAGGCAUUUCCCCCGUCGGGUGACAAAUGUCACUCGUGUCAGAAGCGUGUUUAUAUGGUGGAGAGGAUCUGCACCGAGGGGCUUUACUUCCACAGGGAGUGUUUCCGCUGUUCGACCUGCAGCUCUGUUCUUCGACAGGGAGCGCAUGCUUUCCACUCUGAAGAGGGGAAACUCUACUGCAAACUGCAUUUUGAUCAGCGGAACAAUGGGACGAGCAUACGGAGGACUUUCUCUCUACCCUCAAAUCGUGAUAGCAUUCAGGAGCAACGUCCUGCUGAUGAAGAUAUCACCCCCUCCAGCAGUCCGGCAGACCUGCAGAGUGAACCCGCAGCAGGUACCUUCAGCUCGUUCAUGAGGAAACAGCUGAGCUGGCCUCUGAGUGUGACUCGUGCUGUGUGCAACGCCCCCCGGUAUCUGUCCCAGCGUGCGUGUCAUGCAGCACGGGCCUUUGCCGGCCACCUGAGAGACAACGCACAGGACUACACGUUGCUGUAUGAGCUACUGAGCAUGAGCUUGCCCCUGCUGUUUGUUUUACAAGAAGUACUGCUGCAGAUGUACACAGAGGCUGUGCCUGAUGGGCCGAGCUCUUUAGAGCCUUUACUGCUUUGGCUGCAGGAACAUAUCAGGCAGAGGAUAAUCUAGACUUUCAGCUGCAAAAAUUUAACCCUCAGCAUUAAACCAGAGGCAGAGGAGUUCAUUAGUUGCAGCGUCCUCAACCUGUUAUCAUUUUGUACAUGUGCACAAGCACCUUCCUGAUGUUUACUUACUUUUUAUGAUGACACUGUAGGUAGAUGUGUGGGUGUGCUGGGUGUGCACUAGCCAAAGAAGACACACUGUAGGCUACUUAUGCAAAAACUUUUUGGUUUACUUUGGGGCAGUUUGUCAAGCAAGGAAAACUGCACCAAAUAAUUUUGCAGUGGGUUUGAUGAGUGAACUGUUAUAAUAUAUUGGACACAUAGGUUAAAGAGUAAAUAGGCAAGUAAAUCAAACAAGCCACGAUCAGAACAUUGGAGCCUUUUAGGCUAACUUUUUACAAACUGCCUCGUGAAACUGGCCCUGCAGUUAACUGGGAUUAUGACUGACUAACUUGAUGCACUUUAACUUUGAGAACUGCCAUAUCAAUGUAGCAGCAGACGUUUGUCACAUUUGACAAAAGCCUGUUCUCAUAUUAACAGUGACUGCAAGGCAGGUUUUCAUUUGACUAUGCAUAUGUACUAAAGACAUUUUAAUAUGUAUGCAGGCAUGUCUUUUAACAGUCAUGAAAGCAGUUUUUUUUAUUAUCAUUUUAUAAAACAAACUCUCUGUUUACUCUCAACAACUUUUUUUUUUUUUUUUGGAUAACACCUAAGGAUAUUUGACACUAUGGACUGUCCUAAAUACUUUUAGAUAUUUAGUUCAACUUUGCUGCCAUCUGCUGUUCACUCAGAACAAAAUAUAUAGAAAUGUGGUAAAAUUAUAGCCGCAAUUAAAUUUAAAAUAACCGAACAGGUUAAUAUUUGGUCUAACUGAGGAAAAACAGGAAACGCAGGGUCAGCAGCACAGGGUGGCUCCACCGGAACGGAGAGAUUUUCCGUUUUGCUGUAGACAAUAGAAGCGGUGAGCACGCUGUGAUGCGUUUGAAUGUGCUUGCCGCUCUUGCCGUAAUCUGAAAGCACGAUGUUGGACAAUCAACUGUAAACCUCUCUGACUAGAAGCCACAUAGUUGCUUCCUAUUUAGAUAAUCUAUUGAUGCUCGUGAAGCACUUUAGAGUAAUUUUUAAGGAUUUGAAAAUCGUCUGGCAUUAUUGUAAGCGUUUGAUGACACUAUGUUUGUGUUUUGUUCUUUGCUGCCUUAUAAUUUGUGUUAAAUUACAGAAUCGUGUGAUCUUAUUUUCCGUGCUGUGCAGGUGGAAAACAUGUUUUGUUUUGUUUUUUAAUACCAAAGAACAGUUUUCAAGCAAACUAACUGGACUUGCUUCUGUUUAGCAAGUUGACAGUCGAGCAAACUGUAAUGUGCACAACGGUGCCAGCAUUAACUCUGAAUGUCAGUAUUGUGCAUCGUUUUCAUAAACAUUUUCUAUCUUUGUGCACUGAGCUGUGUUUAUUUGCCUUCAUGUUGUCGUUUUUUUAUCAGUUCGUGCUUCUCUUUUCCUCUCAUUCAGCGGACGCCUUUUAUGAAGCCUGUGAGACAAUCGGGUGGUUAGGAGAAAUGACUUUUUAAAGGUGAUCACCUGCAUGGUUGCAUCAAUGUGAGGCUGUAGAUGCUGAUAUCACAAAUGAGCGGUUUUAGUGCUGAAAUAAUAUUUUCUUUGAAGUGACACUA
Molecule: messenger RNA, 4693 nt
Organism: Pelmatolapia mariae (spotted tilapia)
Lineage: Eukaryota; Metazoa; Chordata; Actinopteri; Cichliformes; Cichlidae
Gene: mical2a
Product: microtubule associated monooxygenase, calponin and LIM domain containing 2a
Exons: 19
Coding region: 193-3033 (946 amino acids)
Molecular function (GO): protein binding; FAD binding
Source: RefSeq, a predicted model, not a curated record